AUGGUUUCACUGCUCAUCAACGCGGGUUUGACGGCGCAGAUCCAGAGUGGCCCCUGUCCUGGAUGGGAACCUCAUGCCGGCAGCAAGAGCCAACUCUCUGCGGAGGACGAGUUCUGCAAGAACGAGUACGUGAAGUUGGCUGUUUUUACCUCUGCCGUGAUGGGGCUGAUGCAGAUUGCGGCGAUGAUCCUCAGGAUGGGCUUCCUGGUCACCUUCUUGGGCCAUCCUGUGACCAGUGGCUUUACCAGCGGCGCAGCCAUCAUUAUCGGCCUGAGCCAGGUAAAGUACAUGCUAGGCAUCCAUUUGGACAAGUCUCAGUACGUCUACGUGACUCUGAUCGACCUUGUUCGCAAGGUCGGACACACCAAGUGGAUGACGCUUCUUCUAGGAGUACUCUCCCUGGCGUUCCUCCUCCUCGCCAAGGAGAUCUCCAAACGCAAACCGAGGUUUGCCUUGGUCGGGCCGCUGGCUCCCUUGUUCUGCUGUGCCGCUGGAACUCUUCUGCUGUGGCUUUGCGAACCCUUGCGUGAGCAGUUCAAGGUAAGCUAUGUUGGCCAAGAGGGUCCAAUCCCUUCCGGCAUCGUCCCCCUGAGCCUCGAUGCCUGGGAUCCGUCAAACUUUUUCAAGGUACUCCCCACUGCCCUUUCAUGUUGCCUCAUCGGUUACAUGGAGUCAAUCGCCAUUGGCAAGAACCUGGCUGCCAAGCACGGCUACGAGCUGGAAGCCGGCCAGGAGCUCUUGGCCCUGGGAUUGUCGAAUUUGGUGGGUGCCAUGUUUUCCUCCUAUCCUGUCACAGGCAGUUUCUCCCGCUCUGCUGUGAACAACGCGACCGGUGCCGUGUCCCAAUUCGCUGGCCUGAUCACGGCCCUCGUCAUGCUGUGCACGCUCCUUUUCCUCACACCACUAUUCAAGUACUUGCCUGAUUUUGUGCUGGCUGCAAUCGUCAUUAGCUCCGUGGCCCCGCUAGUGGCAUACAAGGAGGCCAAGAAACUGUGGCGUGUCAAGAAGCAGGAUUGCUUCCUCUGGGUUGCAGCCUUUCUUGGAACUCUGUUCCUCGGCGUGCUUGAGGGCAUUGCCUUGGCAGUCGGCCUUUCACUGUCCAUUGUCAUCUACGAAUCGGUGAGGCCACAGAUCGCGAUUCUCUGGCGCCUUCCUGGAACCACCAUCUACCGGAACGUGAAGCAGGACCCGCAUGGAUCCUUCGUGCCGAACGUUUUUAUCGCCCGCAUUGGGAGCAGCAUAUAUUUCGCGAAUGCCUACUUCAUCAAGGACUGGUUGCAGGAGCGUAUCUCCGCCCUGGAACACAUCAACCGAACGGAGUACAUCGUUCUAGAAAUGACUGCCGUUGUCAGCGUGGACUCUACGGCGCUGAACGUGUUGGAGGACGUGGUGAACGACUUCCGCGGUCGAGGCAUUCAGAUUGCCUUUGCCAUGGUGGGCAACCGCUUGGACAGGACCUUCCGGAAAAGUGGAUUGACAAACUCGGUCGGCGAAAAAUGGUUCUUCCCCACUGUGCAUGACGCCGUCGUGGGCUGUCUCCGCCAUCAGAAGGCAAAGAGGAAGUUGCUCGCGACAGUCCGUGGCAUGAAUUCCGUCGUGCCGAGCAGCAACCUGGCGGUCCUUGGUCCUGGCGGAACGAUCACAGACUGCGGCUCGGAGGUCAGCGGCGCAGGGGCGACGGGUGGCGAGACAGACCUCCAGUCGGCCACAGACCUGGAGGUCGGCCUGCCUCUCUCCAAAAGUCAGGAGGACCUCUUGGACAUCGAGGAGAACCCAGUCCACAUGGGAAAUGAAAUAGGCUUUAGCAAUGAUGUCCACCACUCGUGCACAGUGAUUUUCAUCAACAUGAAAGAGGAUGUGCCGAUGAUCAUGUCAGACAUUACCGCAAUCUUCCAGCGGCGUGGCUUGACCAUCUGCCGGGCAAACAUCGAGGCGAUGGAUGAUGAGCGCGUGACUGGACCAGCGUGUCGGGCACGUGGCGCCUCACAUGUCUAUCACAUUCGGAGCCUGCAGACCCACGGCAAGCUCCAGGACUCGGAGCUCCUGGGUCUCAAGAAAGACCUCCUGGAGCUGUGGCACUGCCUCGUGGACUCCCCCCGAUGA
Symbiodinium necroappetens is the source of this 2103-nucleotide messenger RNA. Lineage: Eukaryota; Dinophyceae; Suessiales; Symbiodiniaceae. The record is from the annotation of a GenBank genome assembly.